Messenger RNA from Priceomyces carsonii, 1311 nucleotides. It is a transcript of the gene HST3, whose product is annotated as NAD-dependent histone deacetylase. NCBI's taxonomy places the organism in Eukaryota, Fungi, Ascomycota, Pichiomycetes, Serinales, Debaryomycetaceae. Gene Ontology annotation, biological process: pericentric heterochromatin formation; negative regulation of transcription by RNA polymerase II; replication-born double-strand break repair via sister chromatid exchange. Gene Ontology annotation, molecular function: histone deacetylase activity, NAD-dependent; NAD+ binding. Gene Ontology annotation, cellular component: mating-type region heterochromatin; nucleus. The transcript has a single exon. Bases 1 to 1311 code for a protein of 436 amino acids. The record is from RefSeq and is a predicted model, not a curated record.
AUGAUUGUGAUAGACUUGAUUGAAGCUGAAAAUAAGCUUCCAAGUGAGUCACAGAUCAAGUUAAAUGAAGUAAUUAAAUACAUAUUUAAAUCGAAAAAGGCAACGGUAUUGACGGGAGCGGGAAUCUCUUGUAAUGCUGGUAUUCCAGACUUUAGAUCAUCCAAUGGACUAUAUGAAAUGGUUAAAUCGAAAUAUCCAAAGGCGGUUGUGAAGGGUCAGGAUCUCUUUGAUGUUUCUCUCUUCAGAGAUGAGAUGACGUUGUCCUUGUUUUGCACAUUUAUGGAAUCACUCUAUCAAUCUAGUUUGCAAGCCAAACCUACAGAAACACAUAAAUUCAUCAAGCUACUUAAGGAUAAGAACAAACUCUUGAGAUGUUACACCCAGAAUAUCGAUUCCCUAGAGAGUUCCAUAAAUUUGAAUAUGGGCAUAAAUUUAAGUAAAUUCGAUUCAAAUUCAAACUUCUCUAAGAUAUGGAGGAGCCUUGAUGUGGUACAGCUUCAUGGCAACUUACACAAGCUCUCAUGCACUCAAUGUUUUUCAAACUAUGAUUGGAAUAAAAACUAUCAAACUCAACUAAGCAAUGGGAUGAACCCUCAAUGCAAUAAUUGCCAUGCUAAAUACAUAGAGAGAUUAUACCUGGGUAAGAGAAUUACUGGAAAUGGUGGUCUCUUGAGACCUGAUGUUGUAUUAUACGGUGAAAACCAUCCACAAUCUGAAAUACUUUCGCAAGGAUUGAACCUUGACCUUAAGCUGAAGCCUGACCUAUUGAUUAUAAUGGGCACUUCAUUGAAGGUUGAUGGAGUGAAAAAAUUAGCAAAAUCGUUAUGUAACACGAUUCAUAAUAGAGGUGGUAAAGUUAUAUUCAUAAAUAAAACCCCAGUAUCCAAGCAAUGGGAGAAUUUUAUUGAUUAUGAAAUACUAAGUGACUGUGACAACUUUAUUAAAAUAUUGAGACAUGAGAUACCUGACUUAUUUUUGACUCAAGAGCAGCUAGACUCAAAGAAGUUAAAGAAUAACAAACAGAAAACUAUAAAGAAAGAAGUGCAUACUGAGACCCUAACGGCGCCGGAUACACCAAAAAAGAAAAAGCCAUACUUGAAGCGUAAGCCACUGAAACAGGUAAAGCAACCCAUAAAAUGUGAGUUACCGACUCCAUUAUCAAGUUUCACUGAAGAUCAUGAUCAUAUUGACGAUACCGCUGAGCCACUACGAGAUGUUCACAAUUCGAAGCUCAAUGUUGGGAGGCCCAAGCGAAUAAAGCUUGAGGGUGAUGGGCUGGAGAUGCUACUGCCUAAAAGAGCCAAAGUGUAG